Molecule: messenger RNA, 1338 nt
Organism: Trichophyton benhamiae CBS 112371
Lineage: Eukaryota; Fungi; Ascomycota; Eurotiomycetes; Onygenales; Arthrodermataceae
Exons: 3
Coding region: 1-1338 (445 amino acids)
Molecular function (GO): glutamate-5-semialdehyde dehydrogenase (NADP+) activity; NADP binding
Source: RefSeq, a predicted model, not a curated record
AUGUCGUUGACUGAGUCUUCUCCAGCCGAGAUAGCAAAGCUCGCUUCUGCGGGUGCCAGGCAGUUGGCUAUCCUGUCGUCCGAUGCCAGGAACAAGGCCCUUGUGGCCAUACAUGAUGCGCUCAAGCAGAACAAAGAUGUCAUUCUUCAGGCCAAUGCCAGGGAUGUCGAAGCCGCUACAAAUGCAGUUGAAAAAGGUGACCUCAGCUCAAGCAUUCUGAAGAGACUUGACCUGGCUCGGCCUGGGAAGUAUGAUGAUAUGCUCAAGGGCAUUCUCGAUGUCAAGAAUCUAGAAGAUCCAAUUGGGAAUAUCUCGUUACGAACAAAGCUAGAUGAUGGCCUGAUCCUUGAACGGGUCAGCUGUCCAAUCGGUGUUUUGCUGAUAAUCUUCGAGGCUCGCCCCGAAGUCAUUGCCAACAUUGCGGCUCUCUCCAUCAAAUCUGGAAACGCUGCUAUAUUAAAGGAGAUAUCUAGAGUAAUAGCGGAAGCUGCGGCUACGACAGAAGUGCCAAAGGCCGCCGUCCAGUUAGUCAAAACACGAGAUGCAAUUCUCCCACUUUUGGCACUGGAUGACCAUAUUGAUUUGGUGAUCCCACGAGGCUCAAACGACUUGGUGAAGUUUGUGAAAACGAAUACAAAGAUCCCUGUCCUUGGCCAUGCGGACGGGAGAUGUGCUAUCUACCUUCACUCGGAUGCCGAUGUUAACAUGGCUGAGCGGGUUAUACUUGAUUCAAAACUGCACUACCCUGCCGCUUGCAAUGCUGCAGAGACACUUCUGGUUGAUGAAAGAGCGCUAUCCACUAUCUUCCCUAGGGUAGCUGCAGCAUUAACUGCCAAGGGAGUCACUAUGAAGUGUGACCCAAAGUCCAAGGCUGCACUCCAAGAUAAACUGGAUUCAAACCAGCUUGCGUUGCUCAUAGAUGCAACUGAGGAAGACUACAACACAGAGUUCCUCGAAGCAAUCAUAGCUGUGAAAACUGUUGAGGGAACAAGUGACCAGUCAUAUGUAGAUGCAGCAAUCUCACACAUUGGGGGGCACUCGUCAAAGCAUACAGAUGUGAUAUUGACGUCUACGAGGGAGCUUGCUGAGCGCUUCUUGAGUGCGGUUGAUAGUGCAGGCGUCUACUGGAAUGCUAGUUCUAGGAUGGCAGAUGGAAUGAGGUAUGGCUUUGGCACAGAGGUUGGAAUCAGUACCAACAAGAUUCACUCAAGAGGUCCUGUCGGAUUGGAAGGCUUGACGAUAUACAAAUAUCUGAUCCGGGGGGAAGGCCAUAUUGCGGGUGACUACUUCCAGGGCGAAGGUGGUAGGACCUGGAAACAUGAAAAGAUGGACAUUUGA